Messenger RNA from Paramisgurnus dabryanus, 3357 nucleotides. It is a transcript of the gene smcr8b, whose product is annotated as Smith-Magenis syndrome chromosome region, candidate 8b. Gene Ontology annotation, cellular component: guanyl-nucleotide exchange factor complex. The record is from RefSeq and is a predicted model, not a curated record. Lineage: Eukaryota; Metazoa; Chordata; Actinopteri; Cypriniformes; Cobitidae. Gene Ontology annotation, molecular function: GTPase activator activity.
GUCACAUGGCCAACUAUGGCAAAGGCUGCUUAGUUUACUUCUCUGUGACAAGCGCUUUAAUGUUUGUUUACUUCUUCUAAAUAACGAACUGAAUUAACGCGUCGCUGACCCGCCGCAUUACCGCGAACACCCGGCUACUUCAUUGAUAAAUCAAUACAUUAUUUACCACCAUGAUUGGUUCUCCAGAUUUGGUAGCCUUUACUAAAGAGCCGGAUUUCAGGGAAGUAAGCAGAGACCCAUUAGCACUUCCUGAGGAACUGUCUGUUCCCACUUAUGCUGUUGACACCACACCAUGGUCUAAGAUAUCCACUGCAAAAUUCAAAAAAGACUUUAUCCUGUUAUCCGAGUUUUCUGAGCAAGUCGGCCCCCAGCCUUUGCUUACAGUUCCUCAUGAAACCAAAGCUUGUGGGACGUUUGACCUUAACCACUUCUCGCUCCGAAUCAUGUCGGUGGACUAUCAGACCUCCCUUACCGGCUCAGGGAAUAUGUCCACUAAACUGAACUUUGUGGAGGACUCCAAAGUAGUUUUAGGGGAUUCCAAGGAAGGAGUGUUUGCAUACGUCCAGCACUUUACCCUGUAUGACCUGGAGGCUCGAGGGUUCGUGCGACCUUUCUGCCUCGCCUACGUGUCGUCCGGUGAGAAUAAAAUCAUACAGCAAUUUCAGCGGCUUUCUGCCGAGUUCUCCAAAGUUUCAGAAUGUCUGAAAACUGGGAAUAGGAAGAACUUUGCGAAGGAACUUGAAGGCAAACUAAGAGAUUUAGAGUAUACAAGAGCUGUUUUAUUUCAAGAGAAGGAGAGAGAGAAUGUAAAUAACUCAUCUGUUAAAUACACCAAUGAAAGGGAAUGGACAUUAAAAGGUGUACCUAUAGAGAGAGAUACAGAGGAUGAGAAACUUAAUGAAAAUUUACUGUUACACAAAAGUGAAGUGAAAUUAGAAGAGGAAGAUGGAUGUGGACACUUAAAAGAGAAAGUAGGGACACAAAAUUGUACAUUAAAGUAUGAAAGUGAGAACGCCUCAAAUAACAGGUCUGUUAUGCCCAACAAUAUUAAAGUGGAAGAGAUAACGGGCGACAAUGAGAUGGAGGACAAGCAGAAGAAAGAUUACUCCUCAAUGCUACUAACUAAAACAACUGAGUUGGUCAAUGUGGAGAAAUGUAUUCAGGAACAUAAAAGCCUUCUGAAACAAGUCAUCUUCUACCCCACAAGGAAGCUCAGAAACUCUGAGUUCUCACCUUAUGAACCAGAUGACCUUCCUCAGUCUCUGGAGCCUGUCCUUGAUGAUACUAGACUGCAUGGUCAGCUUACCAGGCCAGUACCAGAAUGCAGUGUCUUUCACAUGAACACACCCCUACAUUCUCCAAAGCUGAUUAACACCACUGUAUGUAGGCAAUUUGACGGGCGCUUGAAAACUCUUGAGGAGUUGUGUGAUGAGUACUUCCACCAACAGGCGCUACUGCAAUUGCACUCCAUUGAACGAACUUUCAGAGGAGAUGGAAGCCACAUCUACGCAAACCAACUUUGCCAAAACCUACUCCCCAAGCUCAAAUCCACAAACUUUUUGUUUGAGGACACUUACUUGGAAGAGACUGACAAUGCUUCAUCAAUCCGUCAAGCAUCUUUUCUUCCAACACCCACAAUACUUAGUGAACCGGUGAGUCUUGAGUCAUAUGCUUCCUGUGUUGAAAUGGUCCCAAUCAAACUGGAGCUGGGAGUUGUAACUUUAUCAAGUACCUUAAAUAGUCCUUUAAAUGAUAACUUAACUCUGUCACCUGAAGGCUCCACAGCACAGACUGAAAUUGAAGAUAAGGGAGGCACCAGCGUUUUGGCACCAGAUUGUGAUAAUUCCCAAGAUGCAGAAUAUGUUGCGGGUGUAAUGAAGACCAGCAUUAGUAGUGGAGACAGUAUUGAAGUCUUAGGAACAGAAAAGUCCUUCAGAUCACAAGGUUCAAAUAUACCCAGCAAUACACCACUGCCGAAACCUCUACCUAUCUGUACCACAGCAGCAAUGGAGGGUCUAAGGCAGGGCAGGGUACCCACAAGGCGGACGAUCAGUGGAGACAGCAUUGAGAUACUUAGUACAACAGACUCAAUGCUACCAGAAGACCUGCAUGCUUUAUACUCAUGUGUUAUUGAUGAGGAAAGUCCAGAGCAAGACACAGAGGAGACAGACAUGUCUCAAAACCAAAAGGACAAGCAAGUCGAGUGCGCUUCCAUUGUUGGAAAUACAAUUCCUGGAACUUUUGUUAAUGAGCCACAUGGUUGUCCUCUUGUUACUCUAACCCCACCAGACCCGGCCAUGAUGUUUCCUGAUGAGCGUCACGCAUCAUGUACCCCUCUUUCCUUGUUAGAGGAGCCUUGUCGGACAUUACGGGAUGAUUUAUCAGACUGCUUUAGUUUUCGCAGCACCAUUGCCUCAGAUUGCACCUUCUCCACUUGCACUCAGGGAGAUAAAAAAGACGGUGGGACAAGACAGAGAUGCAGCAAAGUAGGACGGGCAGGAUUAAAGUUCCUGCGACAAUUUCCGUUUGCAGUACACGCAGUCUUUAGCCUUUUGAGCGGACGAACGCUGGUGGUGCUCGGCAAUGAGGAAGCUACAGUAAGACGAAUUGUUACGGGAUUGUCUGUCUACACCCCACAUGCAGGACGAUACAGGGAGAGUGUUCAACCUUGGGUUUCAACACCACUGCAGCUUACCGACCUGCUUAACUGGAAACUUGUCGGAUAUAACAGGAUGUGCUGUGUCACUCCAGGUUUGCCUCACAGUCUGGGCCGUUAUAGCCGAUACAUAAGCGUUCUAGAUGUGGAUCAGAAGACACUACGAUGUCCAACAUAUAGUGGUACUCUUAUCAAUCAGCUAGUGGAUCCAAGAAGCCACAUCAUACGAGGGAUCACCUAUUUCUUGUUUGUUCACAGUGUGUUAGGCAACCUGGUUGCCAAAGCGUUUCUCUCAACGUUCUCGCAUGAUAUUCACACUUCCAGUAUGCCUGGUAAGAAUACACAGACAGCGUGCGGUCAUGACGAACUUCACAGAGAUGACAAAAAAAUCCUCAACUAUUUAUCGGAGCUUAUCAAACUGGAUUUUAUAGAAGCUCCACCCAAUGUCCUACGAUUUAGCUACAACACAAACUCAGUAUUCAAACUCUAAAAAAAAACACUCAAGUCUGGUUUGAUUUCUUGCAAACACAUUUUGUUUGGCACAUUUUUGACAGUAAAGUCUGUGCAUUUUUUUGCAUGCAAAAUAUUUACUAAAACAUAUAAUACUCAUGCCAGUUUAUGUUGUGAGCCAUUUGGUAUCCAUACCAAACCAAUACUGAAUAUCUAUGUAUUAAUAAAAACUGUGUUGUUUGUGAUGUUUU